GUAGUUCAUAGUUCACUAUCGUCGGAAGCAGAGCAACGGCACACACAAGAAACAAAAAAUAGAGGAAGAAACACACGCAAAUAUUUUUGCGUUUUUAUCGUUUGAUAUAAACAUUUUACAUUUAUUUUUUUGUAAUUUUUAAUUCUGAAACGUAUUUUAUCGAUUCCACGGAACGCACCAACGAAAAAAGUUAACCAUCAACAUUGAGAAUUGCAUUUAUUUUAUGGUGUAUUAACAAACGAAUACAAAGUGAGUGUGUGUGAGAGAAAAGAAAAAAAUAAAAAAAAACAAAAAAAUUGCCACCAAGAAAAAAUGAUAAAUGUUAUAAAAAUCAAGGUUCUGCCAAAAAAAAGGAAUUCACGCUCUAAAAUAUAAAUUAUUUAAUGGCUUUGGAACACUCCUGAGAGUAUUUCUGGGAUAUUUUUGUUGCUUUUACACUAAAACAAAAAAAGUCAAAUGUUCAUAUACUUAUGAUCAAAGAAGAGUAGAAACUUUCUAGCCAAACCAAAUUUUUGCCAUUCGAUCCCAAGGUGGAACACACUGCAAAAAGACUAAAUUUCAAACCAAAACUAAUUUGCGAUAUAAAUAUUGAAGAUGGCUAUACCUCCACCACCAGGACCGCCACCACCACCAGGUCCACCUCCUCCACCUGCCAUGGGCGGUUUAAAGUUAGGAGGUGGCGGUGGUGAUCAGGCUCGAUCAGCCUUACUACAAUCUAUACAAAAAGGCAAAGCCCUCAGGCCAACAGUUACCGUGGAUAAAAGUGGUCCUGCUAUGUCUGGUAAGGUGUGCGGCAGUACAUCGCCAAACAGCGGCUCGCCCAAGCGACAAGUUAUUGGAGGAGCCAGCAGCAACACUGGCAACAGCAGUAAUGGUAAUGGCGGACCAAAACUGGGUGGUUUGUUUGAAGGUCUGACUUCAAUGCCGAAAUUAAAGCCAGUUAAUGGGAGUAGGGCAAGCCCAGCUGCAUCGUCUUCAGCAACAAAUGGUCGCAGCAACAGCCCUCCAUCAGCGCCAACAUCAAAUGCAGUAUCAAACAGUGGUCCAAUGGAUUUCAGUGCAGAACUAACGAAACAUUUGACCCUUAAACGGCAAAAACAGCAACAACAGCAAACGUCAGGCUCCACACCUCAUAUCAAUGCCACAGAAGCAAAUUUCAAAACAAAUCGCGGACCACCACCUCAACCACCAACACAGCCACCCAAAAACUUAUCAACGAGCACUUCCGAUUCUAUUUUGGAAAAGAGCAGAUCCAAUGCCACACGUCCAACAAUUUUACCGAACAACGAUACAUCGAAGCAACCCAUUCCAGCCACAACAUCGGAAAUCAAUAGUAAAUUAAUGAAGCAAAUCAACACUGGGGGAAGUGUAAGGAGUAAAGCCGCCAAUCUAAACUUGACAUUAGGGAAUAAUAAUGUAUUUGUAAAUAAUAACAACAAUGACAGUAAUACAAAAACAUCAUCCCUAAAUACCACAACCAACUAUUCAAACAACAACAGCCACACAAAUAGCUCAUCGUCAUUGGUAGCAUCAUCGGCAACAUCGGGAUCAUUGCGUAAUCUAGCACCAAACAAGUCGACCUUAUUUAGUAGCAAUGCCGGUGGAAAUGGUAGCACUAGCAGUAGUCCAUCUGCAUCCGCGUCACCAUCUCCGCCAACGAAAUCUCCACUGCUGCUUUCCAUGAAGCCUAACCAUGGCAAACCGAACUUUGCCCCAAAGCCACCAGGUCUGCAGCAAUUGGCUGGUCAAAGGCCAGCCGUGGCACGUCACCAUAGUAUGAAAUCACCCAGGUCACCGCCAAUAACAACUUCGGGUGGAGGUCCAGUAUUCCCAACACAACAACAAUUCGGAACAAUGCGCACACCAUUGGCGCAAUCGCAUGAAGCUAUUAAUUCUGGUUUGCGAUCGGCACCUCAACCACCAAUUGGUCGACCCACAGUGGCACCACCCAAGCCCCCAAGUGUUAAGCCACCACCACCGCCUACACCAGCACGCAGUACAUCGAAUUCGAACUUAAAUCUUUAUUCUAGUACCAACUCAAGUUCUAAUUCCGCAUCAUCUGCUGCGCCUGUUGCGGCCAUCAAUACGGCGCUAAUAUCGUCAGCAACAAGCGUGAACUCGUCGCCGCCUUCCACUCAACCGCCCUCCAAUUCUUCAUCAACGAACAGUGUAUCCGCUUUGCGUGAUCAAUUUCGCACCGGUGCAAAUUCAACACCGCCACCUCCCCCACCACCAUCUUCUACCGCCAUGUCUCCGCCAGCGAAGUCUUCGAGUAGUCCACUGAGCAGUAAAUCUCCGAAACCAAUUAUACUAAACGGAGGUCCAAUCAAUGCACCACCAUUACCGCCACAUAGGACAUGUCCAGCGCCACCGCCACCUCAAAGACAAUCUAGCAGUGGUAACGUAACUUCGAGUGGAGCCCCACCUGUACCACCUCAACGCCAUUCAUCCAUACGAGCCAAUGCUCCACUAACACCACCAGCUGGCAUCAAUGCAACCCCCAACUUUGGCAGUGCAAAUGCUGUAAGUCGUUUGGUCACUGAUUUGGAAUCCAAGUUCGGUAAACGUUUCCACAAUGUAACCGAGUUCCCAAAGCCCCCACCAUUUGUGAACAUUCACAAAGCGUAUCCUAGUCGAACCGUCAAAGCAACAAAUGGUAUGUAACAUGCAAGCAAAGGCAUCACUCUUCAUUUGUCCGUAUUUCAAAUGUAAACUAUGAAAAUGGCAAUGAUUGGAAGAUGAUGGUGAAAUGAAGUCGGAAUGCAUUUCAUUUGCCGUUUAAAAAUUAUGUUUCUUCUUAUAACCUACCACAUAAGUUUUAAAAUUAUUCUUUGUUUUUAUUUUAUUUGGAUACAAUUGUUUACAGCAUCUUCUUAGAAAGAACACUGCACGCGAGAGAUAUUCGAAAAUGUAAUGAACUUUUCUUAACUAAUUCAUAUACAACAAAUAUACUAUCUGCAAAUGUAUUAUUUUAAGCGAUUUCCAAGCAAAGCAUUUUACACCUCCCCCCUCCUUCUUCCCACUGUAAUAUUUUGUAUAUUGAAUUUUUAUUAUUAUUAUUAUUUGUAAAUGCCUUUUAUAAUUUUACUUUUAAUGUUAUCUAAUCAUUAAACUAAUUUAAUGUUUCCCAAAAGAUCGUUGAAGUCAGAACUCUUUGCAAAAAAAAAAUGAAUUAUAGCUUUAUAUUGAA
Messenger RNA from Musca domestica (house fly), 3190 nucleotides. Its product is annotated as WAS/WASL-interacting protein family member 1. Gene Ontology annotation, biological process: actin filament polymerization. Gene Ontology annotation, cellular component: cytoplasm; actin filament. Lineage: Eukaryota; Metazoa; Arthropoda; Insecta; Diptera; Muscidae. The record is from RefSeq and is a predicted model, not a curated record. The transcript is spliced from 8 exons. Bases 595 to 2664 code for a protein of 689 amino acids. Gene Ontology annotation, molecular function: actin binding; microtubule binding.